This is a messenger RNA of Oryza brachyantha (malo sina), 724 nucleotides long. RefSeq lists its product as uncharacterized. The coding region runs from base 67 to 357 and encodes 96 amino acids. The record is from RefSeq and is a predicted model, not a curated record. The transcript has 4 exons. NCBI's taxonomy places the organism in Eukaryota, Viridiplantae, Streptophyta, Magnoliopsida, Poales, Poaceae.
AGCACUUGGAAAAUUUCGAAGCAUCGAUAAGCAGCAAACUGUUGCACAACACCCGGGAAGAUCAGAAUGGAUCAUUACUACUCAAAAGGGCAUUCCAACUCAAUGCCUAAACAGCAGGGAACAGCAAACUAUGGUACAUCAUCCUACAAAGACAGCAACUCGCAAUCAACGACUUCAUCGUUUUACAAUGGAUCAUCAAAGGGUACUUCGACAGGCAGGAUGCCGGCGCAGCAAAAUUCAGAGCAGUACUACGUUAACAGUGUAAGCAGACCAAGCCAUGGCCAGCAGGGAGGUGGUGUACCCCGGAACACAAGCAAGGGCAUGACGAUUAACAAGUACCCGUCGCUCAAGGGCUGAUUUGGGCAGUGAUUGAUGAAGGGAAAAACCUACAAAUUCGUAGCAUACGGAAGUAGUAGCAUAUAAGGGAAGAAGAAAGUCGAUAUGUAUUAGUUGGUUAUGUUAAUUUGUUUCGGUAAUCGGUAGCGGCUCUCAGCAAACAACCUUAUAUAACAUAAGGUUGUUUCUUCAGGUUGUUCAUUACUAGUCUUUACAUAUCAAUGUGUUCGAUUUGUUGAUUAGUUCAUUAUUCGACCUCGGUUUCAUAUCAGCAAAAGCAUUACUGUCGUUUUACCCGUACAGCAUGUGGUUCAUUGAUGUGUAUUUUUAUAUAAGUUGUCGCGUGCUCAAUUGUUUCUAUGCGUGAAUAUAUAAAUUUUAUAUAUAA